AUGCCUCAGUACACUUCUCGCGAUGUCGGCGACCCUUCGCAAAUCAAGAAGAACAAGCAGUCGAUGGCCGAUCUCAAGCUCCGACGGCUAACCGAGCUCAACAAUCGUCUGCGCGAGGAUCUUGAGCGAGAGCGUAUUCCCGUCAGCACAGCAUCAAAGAGCAUCAUUGCCUACUGCAAUGGCACUCGCGACUACAUGGUUCCCUCCGUCUGGGGCGCUGUACCCAAGGGCGAGGACCCUUAUGCGCCGCAACAAUCUGGCGGCUGCUGUGUGGUCAUGUAA
Fusarium tjaetaba is the source of this 282-nucleotide messenger RNA. RefSeq names its product guanine nucleotide-binding subunit gamma. Gene Ontology annotation, molecular function: G-protein beta-subunit binding. Lineage: Eukaryota; Fungi; Ascomycota; Sordariomycetes; Hypocreales; Nectriaceae. Gene Ontology annotation, biological process: G protein-coupled receptor signaling pathway. Gene Ontology annotation, cellular component: heterotrimeric G-protein complex. The record is from RefSeq and is a predicted model, not a curated record. The transcript is spliced from 2 exons. Bases 1 to 282 code for a protein of 93 amino acids.